UACAACUUAAUUUUUCUUGCAGAUUGUUGCGAAAAUAGUGUCCCCCGUGAUUGCUUACAGCAAUGCCUACAUGAACAGACAGUGGAUCCACAGAUUACCUCUUGUAUUUCAGAAAGUCACAAAAUGCUUGCAUGCUUUGCUGAUGGACGGGAUCACAGGAUUUGUUGUGAGAAGGGAGGAUUAUCCCACUCGUGUCUCCCAAUUUGCGGUGGCCAUGCUUUGUCUACAGAUGUUACCAUAGCAACCUGCAUGAGUUAUGCUAAUCGGGACAUUAUCGUCAGCUGUUUCUUGGAAAAUAAAGGUCUUACAUUUAUUUUAACAGAUAAAAUUUUUCUCUGCUAA
Molecule: messenger RNA, 342 nt
Organism: Candidula unifasciata
Lineage: Eukaryota; Metazoa; Mollusca; Gastropoda; Stylommatophora; Geomitridae
Source: the annotation of a GenBank genome assembly